Molecule: messenger RNA, 996 nt
Organism: Didymosphaeria variabile
Lineage: Eukaryota; Fungi; Ascomycota; Dothideomycetes; Pleosporales; Didymosphaeriaceae
Exons: 2
Coding region: 1-996 (331 amino acids)
Source: RefSeq, a predicted model, not a curated record
AUGUCUCGCAGGCGCACGAACCCUUCUAAUCAUCUCCGCAUUGCGCUUGCCCAUGCCUUGGGCUACGACGACUAUCCAAACGACUUGAGAGCGGAGCCUCAUCUGCGAUACAUUGAAAAUCGGCAUAUCGGGCGCGGUACGCUUGAGGAGUAUCUCGCUCUCUUCUUGCGCGUGAUCAAGCACUUCUCGGUCCAUCAUGAGAAGCCCACCGAAACCCCCGUCGGAUCGCACAGUAUUCGCGAACUCCUUGAUGCCUUUACCGGUGCCGACGGCGAAGCGAUGUUUGCGGACACGAAAGCUGGGAGUGUGUCAAGGAAAGAGGAUGUAGAGGAUACUGUUAUGUACAUGGUGGGCACUUGGGCAAUGCUGCUGAGCUCUUUCGUCCAGUUGCCCAACGGUUUUCGAAAGGUGACGCUGGCGUACAAGCUGCAGGCAGAGGUUCACAAAGAGGCAUAUGAUGAGGAUCUAGCAGGCUUACUCCGACGAAGCUAUCUGCUUCCCCGUUCUAACACGGAGUCAGAUCCUGCAAAGGCUGCGCUCGACGACGAUAUAGUGCGUACUGCGGCGAAGCUCGUCUCGUUGCUGAGUCGAAGCAGUGCGGCGGAAGGGAACAGUCUGUUAGGAACUCCUUCUAGCCGGUCCCUUUUGACCCAAUCCACUCUAGGUCCUACUAGACGCUGGGAUUCUCUUUACCAGGUAGAUGCCAUGGACUCACUGGAAGCGAUGGCGAUUAGAGCUUCCCGUCUCAACGCCUUUACACUGAACGUAUUCGCAGCUGUGGAAAUAUCAUGGACAUAUAACAUAUCACGUCAUAUGAUGCUCUCGCGCAUCGGAGGGCGGUAUGUUCUCGAGCUUUUCGCACUUCCAUGCGCUCUGAACGCAGACUCCUUGACGUCAAGUGCGGUGGGUAUCUCAUCCGAACUUGCGCAGGAGAUUCAAGAAUCAUACUUGCAUGGACGCAACCGCGCAAGCAUGCGACAAUCUGGCGUUGGCUAG